This is a messenger RNA of Leishmania braziliensis MHOM/BR/75/M2904, 3564 nucleotides long. RefSeq lists its product as hypothetical. Gene Ontology annotation, molecular function: protein binding. The transcript has a single exon. The record is from RefSeq and is a predicted model, not a curated record. Bases 1 to 3564 code for a protein of 1187 amino acids. Lineage: Eukaryota; Euglenozoa; Kinetoplastea; Trypanosomatida; Trypanosomatidae.
AUGGAUAACGAGGUCGAUGCGCGCGACAUUGCGGCUCUCUUGGCGGAGCUGCAGGAUGUCACUGGGGCGAGUGUGCUCGAGGAUCAGCAGCCCAGCGCUAAUGCGGUAUUUAGCGGGCACCGCCGCGGCAGCGCCGGUGAGGGAAGAGCAAGUAGUAACACGACAACCCAUCAUCGUGUAAGUGCCACGGGCCGCCCAGGACACCGUCCAAGCUCUACCGCAGCUGCAUCAGGCUCUUCAGCCUCUAUCGGCUUCUCCACAUACAACUCAGCCGACACAGGGCUCACAGAUGCACAGCUCAACUCGCAUCGCCUGUCUGCCACGCCACUUGGUGUGCGACUGACACCUCUAGGCGGCGGCAACGCUGUAGUCGGCCUUGCUUCCUCGCCACCAGCGCUGCUGGAGCCCCAGCCAGCUCUCCCUCCGCUGCCCAGCCUUGGACCUCACGGAUCAGGGGUCGGCCACAGCAGCGGUACGGAGGUCGGAGGGAAUCUGGUCGAGGUGGCCCCAUCGCCUGCUCUUACUGGUGUGUUCCCGUGGCCCACAUCGAGCGAUGCGUCCGCCGGCGGCAAGGAGAGCCCGUCGUCAAAGGCCACCCCUAUCGCUGCCGCUGCUGCUGCCACGGCGUCGCCGUCGAUACCUGAGGCUCCGCGCGACGUGAACUUCCUGCCGAUCAUGUGUGCGCGCUAUCUCCGCCCAGUCGGGGUGGCACCAACUGCCCGGUUGGGCCACACCCUCACCCCUGUCACACCCGACACGAUGCUUCUCUUCGGCGGUCUCGAUCUUCACGGCGAGGAGACGUCGUCGCUCAUGGCCUUCAACACGACCACCAUUUCGUGGGAACCCCUCUAUACCUUGUCAACGGCCCCGGUGGCGCGCCACAGUCACGCCGCCUGCGCCUAUGAGGGACGGUACCUCAUCAUCAGCGGCGGCGUCGCGCAGAACGGGGGCACAAUUCUGAGUGACGUACAUCUCUACGACCUGCACACGCAUCACUGGCGGUGUGUGUGGAACGGGCAGCGGGAUGGAUCGACGGAGAACCACAACGAGCCCGGUCCACGCUUCGGGCACACAAUGGUGCUGCAGGAGGACCGGCUUUACGUGUACGGAGGCAAAACUACGAGUGAGUCACGCCAGCAUACACAGCGCGGCUCCGACGCCAGUAGUGCGGUUGCCACGACGACGGCAGUUACGACACUUGCAAGCGGCUCCGACGUGUACGUAUUCUCGCUGAGCAGCUACCGGUGGCGACGGCGAGUGCGGGCAGCGAAGGGGGGCCGCACCUCUUCUGCGGUGCAAGCGGCAGCAGCAGCAGCAACACAGAACACAGAGAAGCCUGGUGAAGACACGAAUGCGGGGAGUCAGCUGGCAGUGUGCACUCAUCCUGCCCCGCGCGCCUAUCACGCUGCGUGUAUCAAGGAAGGCAUCAUGUACAUCAACGGCGGCGCAGGGAGGUCGGAGGUACUCACCGACACCUGGGCACUCGAGCUGACUACGGGCGAAUGGCGCUGCUUGCACCGGGGCGGCACCACCGAUGCCACUCCACGCGAGAAGCACGCACUCUUCGUCUGCGGUGAGGCGCUGUUGCUUGUCGGGGGCUGCUGCAGUGGCGCCUCGCGGCACGAGCGCAUCACCGGCAAACUCACGCAUUUUACCGUUGUUUUGCCGCUGGUGGGGAUGGCAGUCAGUGCACCGUGUUGGCUACCGGUGGUGAUGGGCAAUACCUCCAUUGUGCAACCGCACAAGAAGAGCUUUGCUGCUGCGCUGACGGGCGGCUUCGUCUACAUUUUUGGUGGCGUGUGUGGGGCAGAGCCGGCAACGAACGCGAUGGUGCGCUUCCUGGCUGCAGAUGGCUACGUCUCAGCGAAUGACCAAGCAAUGGAGGCCGGCAACGUCGGCGACGGAGGUGCGCAGCAGCUCCGACUGAAACUUCAGCAGCUGCGGGAGCAGCAACGAGGCACACCGUUUGACUGCUACGCGUAUGCUGGCACAUACGGCAGUGCUGACGUGACGUCUGCGGUUGCGCAACUGCAAGCCCUGUGGGCUGCGAGGGCAGCCGGAGAGAAUGGGGGGCUGCAGAAACAGCAGCAGUACCAGAUGAAAGCCGGGGAGGAGGAUGCCCCGAUUGCUGGUCUGCAUCGCGUCAUCAUGUAUCAACGCGCGCCGCUCCUCCUUCAGCAGCUCGAGUGCUGCCGCUCGGAGCCGUACAGCUGCGGAAGCGGUGCCGCCUCGUCCGCUCCCAGCGCACAGCAGCAGCAACACCGCAUCCCGUCAGGAAGCGCCGAUGACGCUGUCAGGCCCGGGGACCGCGAUGAGGUGGACGCACUCUUGCAACAGGUAGCCAAGGGACAGCGAGGCCGAAGCGAAAAAGCAGCCGAUCCAUCAUCUGCACGCCAGGACAACUCUUCUCUGGCAGGCACCUCGGCUGGCGGGACGGUUGGGCUGCCCGUGUACUUCACAAACGGCACGCCGCGGGUCCCUGGCUUAGCACAGCCGCUCACGGCCGAUGCCCUGCAGUGCCUCGUCGACUACAUCUACUGGGGUGGCCUGAAGGCCAAGUACCGUGUGCUGUUAGAGGAGAAGAACGAGGACAGCGGCGACGGUGCCGAGGCGAAUAGUGGCCACCCUACUGCAAGCUCCAGUACGAGCAGCUUCACGGUCGAGUACCGAGCGCGUCUCGUGCAGACACUGGAGAUCGUCAAGGCAGUUGGUGAGGCCUAUGCGCUAGCUCCUCUGGCUGCUCUCUGCGCGGGUCUACUGGUGGGUGAUCGGAUGCAGGUGCAGCUGGCACGGCGGCGGAGCAGCGAGCAGUUGCGCACCGACAUGGCCGCGCUUCUCAGAGCUCCGUCUACAGGCGCCAACACCACCAUGUUGGUUGUGGACCCGCACACGCAGGCGCAGUCGGUGCACGUGCUUCAUGCCUGCAUCCUACUCACUGCUAGCGAUCUCUUCACUGCGCUGCUGCGCCCGCUCUACCGCACCGCGAGCGGUGGGUCUGCGAGCGGUGGCACGUCGUCCAACCGUGUUGGCCUACUCGCAGCGAAGCUGAGCACGGCAGCAGCAGCCUCGCCGCUUGCGCUCCUUACGAGCACGUCCAAGAGGACUGUACUGAUCGGGCCAGUACCCUUACCACUGCCGGCUGUGCUGCCCAUCCUGCGGUACCUCUACACCCAGCAACUUGAAGCGCCUGCCGAGACCGCGUUCGAGGUGAUGCUCGGCGCGCAUCAGCUUGGCCUCACUGAGCUUCAAGCACUCUGCGAAGCCGUCGUGGCUCGAGAGGAGGUGAACUACCAGACGUGCUGCUCCCUCUACCACCUGGCACGCAAGUACCACGCGUCACUGCUAGAAGAAAUUGCGCUCUUGACGGCCGUCUCGGGCUUCGCCAUAGUGCGGUGCACCUCUGCCUACCAGUUGCUGACCAGUGAAGAGAAGCAAAACAUUGAAACCCUGGCAGCAGAGCUUGGGUCGUCGAGCUGGGUGCUGCCACCGCAGCCGACGACGGAGAUGAAGUCGAGGGCCGCCUACAAUGCCCGCUGGAACGCCUCGGCACCUUCGACACUGUAG